GGUUUAGCAAUUCUUGGGGCUAGGGUGUAGUAUGUAGUAAGUAACAAAACCAUCGCCAAAGUCCACGAGUUUCAGUCAUUCAUCUACGGUUUAGAUAUCAACUCGGCUAGGGUGUAAUUUUAACUGAUAAAUAUAAUGUACAUAUAUUACUCUGUAAUGGUUUUUUUUACUCAGUAAUGGAUGAUUUAUGAUCUGUAAUGUAUAUGUUUGCUGAGCCAUUUUUCUUGUGUUUUGCCUGUUUGAUUGUUCGGCGCACGUUUCAUGUAUUCCUGUGACGCCCCGACUUUUCCUAUUUCUUUUAAGUUAGUUUUUGGUUGACAGUCAAACUUUUAGUUGAAUAUCUUUUAUUUGUUUUGGAGAGUUUAUGAAAUUAUUAUCAUUUUUAAAGCCUAUCAUGUAUUUUUUAAGCACCCAUCCCAAUUUUUCUUUUAUUUUUUCUGUGAAACUACUUUUGGAGAACCCAAUAUUGGACCAACCGUGGAUAUGUACAAAUAUGCUCAAACCUUCCAUUCAAAUCUUUCCCCUGAGAAUUAGGAGACAUUCAGUAACAACUUCAACCAUAUAUAAAUAUAAUGAACUCCACACGUCUCCCACCUUUCUGAAACCUUGAAAAAAAUAUAGAGAAAGAACAGAGUCAGAGUAAGAGAGAGCCGAGAGUCCUUCAAAUUGUUUUCCUGCAACUCUUUGCAACAAAGAUCAACAUGCCCCCAAGACGUAGACGUGGUCAGCAUGUGGGGAACAAUGUGGAGGAACAGACGGAAGGAAGUGUCGGGAAUCCGCCCCCGCCUCCACCACCACCUCUACCCCAACCAAACAAAAGGGAGUACAUCAAAGCCUUUCGGAAAGAGAACCCACCCAAGUUCGAUGGAUUGGGAGAGCCCCCGAAGGCGGAGGCAUGGGUACGCGACAUUGAGCGUGUCUUUGAGUUUAUGGGAUGCAUGGACAGAGAACGCCUGGCCUGCGUGACGUAUCAGCUGACAGGACCCGCUGACUUUUGGUGGGAAACGAAGAAGAGAACUAUGGACCCCGCUCGCCGUGAGGCACUUACUUGGGAGGAGUUUAAGGAAGAAGUUUACAAUAAGUAUGUUCCCAUGAGUUAUCGACAGGCGAAGGUAGUGGAGUUCCACACUUUAAAACAAGGAAGUAUGACGGUCACGGAGUACGACCGCGCCCUAUGUGAGAUGACUCGUUAUGCGCCAGAAUUGGUGGAUACAGACGAGAAGAUGGCCGCAAAGUUCCGUUCCGGCCUUAGGCCAGAGAUAAGGGUAGCGGUGGCUAGUCGCAGGGGAAUUCCUUAUUCCGAGGUAUUGGGCUGUGCCUUAGAUGUGGAGGAAGCACUGCCCAAGAAUGAGAGGACAACAAACCCUACCCCAUCUGCACCCCAAGCGAACUUUAGAGACAAGAGGAAAUGGGAGGGAAACCGAGCUCCUUUUGACAACAAGAGGCGUUUCUCCACUUUUCGGCAACCACAGAAUCAUGGGCGCCAAAUUGUGCCACAUCAGAGGGGAAACCCGCAGAGAACACCCUACUGUAAUCGGUGCUCCAAGCAUCAUGUUGGGGAGUGCCGAGUUGGAGGCAUUCGAUGUUAUGCCUGCGGUGGAAACGGGCACGUGUCUCGAGAGUGCCCAAACAACAACAAAGGUGGAGUGAAGAAUGGGCAAGGACAGAGACCACCACAGCAGCCUCAACCAAUCCGACAAGUGGCCCCACAGCAAGCAAGGGCAUAUGCGCUCAAAGGGAAUCAAGGGCAGGAACCCCAAGCCAGCAAGGGCAAAGAGAAUUUGACAGGUUGAGCGGGAUGUUGCGGUGGAUGUUGAGCUGGCUUAAGU
Messenger RNA from Salvia splendens (bonfire salvia), 1829 nucleotides. RefSeq lists its product as uncharacterized. The transcript is spliced from 3 exons. Gene Ontology annotation, molecular function: nucleic acid binding; zinc ion binding. The record is from RefSeq and is a predicted model, not a curated record. Lineage: Eukaryota; Viridiplantae; Streptophyta; Magnoliopsida; Lamiales; Lamiaceae. Bases 702 to 1793 code for a protein of 363 amino acids.